AUGUUUGACCAGAAAUGGUUGCUUCUUCUAGAACUUAGAUCAAAAAAUAACAUCAAAUCAUACAUCACAGUAGAAUAUCCAGGUAGAACCGCAAUUCUCACCAUCAACCGCCCCCAAAAGCUCGGAGCUGUAACAAAAAAAAGAGUUCUACCUCUAACCAAGCGCCUGAGGGAAAUAGACACACACGAUGAAGUCUUCAUUACCAUCCUCACAGGAACGAGAAGAUUCUUCAGCGCGGAAACGGUAGCGCACACCCUCAACUCCACCGAAGCAUUUUACGCCCAUUCGAAGAUUCUAGUGACGGCUCUGGAUGGCCCUGGCGUAGGCAUUGCAGCGGCCCUAAUCUCGUUUGUUGAUUUCGUCUUUUGCGCACCACACACUUACCUUCUCACCCCCUUUUUUACGAGCCUCGGGCUUAUCGACGAAGGCAGCGCUUUAGUAGGAUUUGUGAGGCGUAUGGGGGUGAGUAAGGCGAUGGGGGCGCUGCUUAAGAGUCGAAAGAUUUGGCAGAUGACCUUUUGGCGCGGGGAUGAGAAAUUAAGGGAGCGACUAGUUGCUCAUGUUGAUGAUAUUUUGGAAGAGCAUCUGGUGGGUUCGAUCUUGCUUGAGACGAAGAAGCCUCUUGUGUUAGUGAUGAAGCGGCAGGUUGAUCUGAGUCUGAUGGCGGAGUUGAUUGGGGGGGUUGAAGAGGCAGGUGUUGGGGAUUCCGCGGAGAGGGUUUAA
Molecule: messenger RNA, 723 nt
Organism: Bipolaris victoriae FI3
Lineage: Eukaryota; Fungi; Ascomycota; Dothideomycetes; Pleosporales; Pleosporaceae
Exons: 4
Coding region: 1-723 (240 amino acids)
Biological process (GO): fatty acid beta-oxidation
Cellular component (GO): peroxisomal matrix
Source: RefSeq, a predicted model, not a curated record